Molecule: messenger RNA, 1005 nt
Organism: Limulus polyphemus (Atlantic horseshoe crab)
Lineage: Eukaryota; Metazoa; Arthropoda; Merostomata; Xiphosura; Limulidae
Exons: 2
Source: RefSeq, a predicted model, not a curated record
UGGAUACAGCAGGUCAUUUUCCGUUCCUGACUCUGUCAGCAAGAUUGGAACUUAUACUCAACUACAAAGUGUUAAGGAUGUAGAUUCAUUGGACAUGCAGAGUCAGAGAAGAAGUAUCGCUUUAUCCAAACUUCCUUAUCUUCCACCGAGUCUGGAAGAAACUUCUGCCACGGAUGUUCGUCACCGAAAAGAUCGAAGAAGAAAUCUAUCCGUUGGUUGUUGUCCACUUCUGGUCCAAGAAAGGUCUCAAUUCAGACCACUGACUCAAAGAACGUCGUCUUUAGAAGAAGAUGUUAUGAACUCUUUGAGUUACGAGGUUACAACCCCAGACUACAUUCCAACACAUUCGUCUUCUGAAACGUAUAAAAACCAUCCUUGGGAUUCUCUGUCCAGAAAUAUGUCAAAGAAUUGCGUGCAUCGCUCAGCAAAGACAACAGCACGAGAAGCUGUACAACAGGAAGGACUCGUUACGUCACUUCCGUCUUACAUGUACACUUUAAAACAACGGCUUCGAGAAGAACUAUUGACAGUCAGAGACGAAAGGAAAAGACUGGCAGAACUGACGGAAAAGGGACGAGAUUUAGGCCUCCGUCACAAAAGUGAUACAGACAUCGCCUUUCUCUUGCCACCUUCCGCCUACUUGGACGAUAUGUUUUCCCAGUUGAGAGUUCGAUCGGGACCCGUCAGGACCAUUUCCACGUCUGCACAGACGUCCCCACAAGACAGAGAGGGUGGGUUUUACCUACAACACUCGUCAUCGUACACUAUGGGUGAUAAGAUUCCUGGUUUGCUUCAUUCCAGAACAUUUGAAUCUUCUCUCGGGAAAACUCUUCAAGAUGGCGGUUCUUGGUACACAGAGACGUUGGAUAAACGUUUCCCGGGCUAUCACCAUCACCGUCAUUCAAACAGCUCAACAGAAGAUUCCCAAAACCUGUUUGAUCUGCACAUGAAGGAGACAUCUGACAACAUUACUUUAAGUAACCAUUAUCAAAGAAGGCGGACACG